Trichomonas vaginalis G3 is the source of this 1046-nucleotide messenger RNA. Its product is annotated as protein of unknown function, DUF4106 family. The transcript has a single exon. The annotation marks the transcript as partial. The record is from RefSeq and is a predicted model, not a curated record. Lineage: Eukaryota; Parabasalia; Trichomonadida; Trichomonadidae.
AUGCAAAAGGCAAUGAAAAGCGCAGAAUAUAUAAAAGCUAACAAUGACUGGUUAGAUGCCCAAGCCAACGCUAAAGCAGCCCAACUUAUAGGGUCAAUAAGGACAAAAAUACAAGCGGAUGAAGACAGUUCAAAUGAAGCUUUAAUGAAUGCUGACUUUAAGAACGCCUUUGAAGCUCUUCAUAGUAAGGUGAAACAAGUGAACGACUUCUCAUCUGGAAAGAAACUGAAGUCUGAAGGUUUCGACAAAGAGUUAAGAGAAGUAGCACAAAAUAUGACGAAAAUAACAGAUGCAGCAACGAGACAGGCAGUUCAAAGCGCCUAUGACGCCGUUAGAGCAACUGUUGUGGAAAGUCAAGAAAAAGAGUUACAACAGACCAAAACAGACCUAGUAAAUGCUUUCUUAAAAACGAAAAGUCAGGUAGGACAUUAUGCUGCAGAUGGAACAUAUGUGCCAGCUGGUGGAACUUAUAUACCAGCUGGUGGAACUUAUAUACUAGCUAGUGGAACCUAUAUACCACCAAACCCUCCAAGAGAAGCACCUGCACCAGGACUACCUAAAACAUUUACAUCGUCACAUGGACACAGACACAGGCAUGCACCAAAACCAACACAACAACCAACAGUUCAAAAUCCAGCACCACAACCAACAGUUCAAAACACUGCACCACAACCAACAGUUCAAAAUCCAGCACCACAACCAACAGUUCAAAACACUGCACCACAACCAACAGUUCAAAACACUGCACAGCAACAACCACAAACAGAGCAAGGACAUAAAAGAAGUAGAGAACAAGGAAACCAAGAAUUCUUAAAAAUGCUUAAGGAAGACUAUGGUUACCCAGAUACUAUUGACUUUAGUGACAGAUAUAAAGAAGCUAUUAGAAAGUUCAAGGAAGGAAAUACUGACCCGAACCUAUUUAGCUUUAUGGUUCAGCACCAAAUGGGAUAUAAUUUCAAACCUGGAAAAUACAAGCUCGCUAAGGGAUAUGAUUUAAUAGCAUAUCAUCCAAAUGACAUGAACGAAUUUACUCCGAGAUAUUUGGU